AUGAAGACAUCAUGGACUGCGCUUAUUGCGGCCUUGGUGGUGGUCGCCACUGCGCUGACGCACCCCGUGAAUGCUUCGUGCAAGUCAGCGUGCCAGUCGCAGCUCGUGCACUACCGUGAGGAGGCGUGCCAGAAGUGGCGCGAGGUGCUUCCGCGCCCGGACCUGUUCAACCACUGUGGCCAGGGCUUUAACCAGGGCAAGACGUCUGGAUGCGAGGGCUACUGCCAGGAGACACCGGACCUCGGAGCAAUGAAGUCGAAGCGGCUGGACGCGUGCAGCUCACUGAAGGGCGUCCCGCCCAGUGAGCGCCAACAGGCGUGCCAGGCAGGAUUCUCAGCAGCCCUGGACCUCGCAAAAGACGCAGCAGUCCCGGACAAGGAGGAAUCGGCGACAGCUUCGAGUGCGAAAGGCAGUCAGACCACAGACACUGCAGCCGGCGUUCCCGAGAAGAAGGUCAAGGUUAAGAAGGUUAUCGAGCCGGAAUCUCGCAGGAACUUGCUGGAAGACGCGCGCAAGGAGGCGGAGGCUGCGUUCACGAACCCGGAGGGCACCAAGUCGGAGCUGUAAGUGUCGAUCUCAAGCAUCAAUACGCUUAGUUUCCAGUACUAGCAGUGCAAGUCGUCCUGGCGACAGACAGGUAGGAACUCGCAAGCUGUGGUUUGUCGGUUCUUCACGCUUUCAUAACACUACGAACAAGCAGUAGCAACACUCUCUCCAC
Phytophthora sojae is the source of this 718-nucleotide messenger RNA. RefSeq lists its product as hypothetical. The transcript is spliced from 2 exons. NCBI's taxonomy places the organism in Eukaryota, Oomycota, Peronosporomycetes, Peronosporales, Peronosporaceae. The coding region runs from base 1 to 567 and encodes 188 amino acids. The record is from RefSeq and is a predicted model, not a curated record.